Messenger RNA from Aspergillus niger, 735 nucleotides. RefSeq lists its product as hypothetical. NCBI's taxonomy places the organism in Eukaryota, Fungi, Ascomycota, Eurotiomycetes, Eurotiales, Aspergillaceae. The record is from RefSeq and is a predicted model, not a curated record. The coding region runs from base 1 to 735 and encodes 244 amino acids. The transcript has 5 exons.
AUGCUGGCAGGAGGAGGAGUAGUAGGCACCGGGGGAUCCCAUCCAGUCGUAGCCAUUCCGGGUUUAAGGCGCAAAGAAGGUGGCAGGAUCUCCCCUGGAAUGUGUCCCUCCACAAGGUACUUUGGUGUACUUGAACCGAGUCUGGCAAGAGUCGAGGAUGGGGACCGAAAGACUGAAAUAGCAGCUAUCCAACCAUCUAGACUUACUAAAAGUCGACUGACCAUCCGGAUGGACCCUGGCUGGAUCCCCCUAAGAGCCUUAGCCCGACCGUAUUUUCUGGUACGUCCCAAACAACUUGAGCAACACCGUGACUGGUUGUCGUGGGGCCCAGCAAAACCAUACUUUCAGGUGUCCUUCUGCCCCGAACUAAGACUUUCUGACGCCACCCUGCAGGGCCAGUGGGAAGAGGCGGUUGAACUGUUGCUUGCUGCUGCUGCUGCUGCUUGCUUUUGGGGGGAGGGAUGCUCCCGCCCGUUGCCAUUGAGCACUGGUUCCUGGAGUCAUCCAUCACCUUCUCUUUUGAGCCCAUUAAUUCCGGGAAUUUUUCUCCCCUGUGCCCCUCCUCAUUGCCUCUUUCUCUCUCGCGCUCUCUCCCCUGUGACCUUCCGCCAGGCUCCAUCGAUCGCAUCCAUCGGGUGGCGCCAAAUCCUCCCUCCCCUCCUCUCCAUCUUUCGGGCUUGCGUGGUGCUUUACCUGUUCCGUUCCGUUCCUUCAGUUCAUCUGCCUGGCCAGUAA